Molecule: messenger RNA, 15631 nt
Organism: Parasteatoda tepidariorum (common house spider)
Lineage: Eukaryota; Metazoa; Arthropoda; Arachnida; Araneae; Theridiidae
Product: protein Gawky
Biological process (GO): miRNA-mediated gene silencing by inhibition of translation; positive regulation of nuclear-transcribed mRNA poly(A) tail shortening
Cellular component (GO): nucleoplasm; P-body
Molecular function (GO): RNA binding
Source: RefSeq, a predicted model, not a curated record
ACAAACAAACCACAUCACAGGACAAGUGGUGCGGAGGAAUAGCAAGAGAGCGACACAAGAAGAGAAUUGUGGGAUUGUGCCUGCGUGUUACACUUGUAUGUGGUGCUUCUAAAUUAAAUGUAUUUUACAUACUGUUAACGAACGAUCAACCAAGCUAAUACCGAAUUUUUAUAUUUAAGUUGGGAAAGUGCAAUUUCGUAAUCUUAAAGAACAAGUAAGAGGCAGCUUUUUGUAAGAAGAUAUUUUCUGUAAGCUUAACUCUUAACAAUUAAUGCUAUUCAUUGUCAAAUGGAGUUAUUGUUUGUUGCUGUUGGCAAACCAGUCCAUGUAAUGGUGAGAGAAAUGUGAAUGUGUGCGCAAAGGCAGGUGUUGCUAGUACCCUAAACCCCUAAAUUCUGUCUGUGAUAUUUAGCUCAAACCUUUGGUGUGCUGGGUGCUACAACUGAUCCUGUCGUUGCCGUUCCUUCCUCAAACCAGUGUGUCCACUGCUUAGGUCGCCAUACAUUGGAGCAACGAGUCGCCCUUACGGUUCUUCCAUGCCAAGUGUUAGAAGUUUCUUUGUCCAAAGUAACUCUAAAACAGGCAGCAAUAGUCAAAGUGCACAAUCAUUGUCUUUUGUGUUGGCGACUGUCAUCAGGGAGUAUUUAUUCUAAUCAAAGGUGUUCAGAAUCCUAGACAUUUUCUUCUUACCAAUCAGCUUAUAGAAUGCAAACUACUGUACAUACAAUGGAAACCGCAGCAAGGUACAACAGCAAUGAUGCUACUUCUAGUCAUAGCGGAGGAAGCAGUUUCUCAGGUGGAACUGGAGUCUAUCGCAGCAAUGGACCGCACAACGAAUCAACCAGAGUUCUUAAUCAGAAUCCUUCUUACGGUGCUCAGUUUAAUUCAUCUGAAAAAUCCAAGUGUCAAAACUACGGUUGUGAAAAUGACUCCAACUCAGAAUCUCCAUAUUCGUGGCAAAAUAUGAAUACUUCUGUUAAUUCCUCAAACAAUUGGAAUGAUGCUAAACCUGUGAUUGGGAGAAGUAUUCACGGGGGUCGUGAUAGCUCUGCCCCAAAAGAAGACAACAUCGUCGAUAACGAAAACUCAUUUCCAGGUAUCCUUGGAGCAGGUAGUGCUGACAACUACACAGAUGAAAAAUCUGCCAAUGGAAAUAAUAGUUUCAAUGCCAACAAUCAACGCUCGAUGCAAAUGCCCCGUCUCGGUCUUUUAGGUGGAGGUGAAGGCUCUAUGGGGACAGCCAAUUGGAAUGCUAAUCAGGGCCAAACAAAUGCUGCCUGGGGAGGAAAUCGACAGAAUAGUGGUGAUAUAAGUGGAGGAUCAAAUCCUGAUAAUUUUGCAGGUACACCAACUAAUAAACCACCUCAAGGAUCUUGGGCUCAAGCUGCAGGUAAAGGUUUGAAUCCUCCUUGCAGUACAAGUGGUGCUCCAAUCCCUUCUGAUUCAUCAAGUAUGCAGCAAGAUUUGCCUCCUACUGCAAGGGAUCUGGCUGAGAAAGAAGCGAAAGAUUUGAGAGUUAAAGCAGCUUUUAGUGAAGGAUGGGGAGUAGUUCCUAUUAAUCAGGACACACCUUGGGAUGUUCCUGAUCCACCAGUAGAAUCGGGUAAAGACAAUCCUCCUCCUGCUCCUUCUCAAGUGUGGCGUGCCCCUGUCAACCAAGGUACUGAAAUCUGGGAAAAUAACUUGCGUGUCAACAAGGGAAGUGGAACAUUGACUGUUCCACCACCGACUACCAAUGUUCCACCUUGGGGUCACACACCUGCUACAAACAUAGGAGGACAUUGGGGUGAUGAUGAUUCAUCCUCAAGUACAUGGAGUGGUCCACCCAACACAAAUCCUAACUCUGCCAACUGGUCAGAUCCUAAUCCUGCAAGUGGAGGCAAUAACAGUGGCAACAUGUGGGGUAACUCUGCUCCUACUGAAAAGCACUGGAGUGGUAAUCCUUCUUGGGCAGAUGGUGCAUGUCCAACUCCUGAUUUAUCUUCUUGGAACAAUGGCAGAGGGCGUCCGUCGGCAAAUUGGUCUCCUAUGGCAACUCCUAAGAAAGAAAUGCCACCGUCAGGAUGGGAACCACCUGCAGCAUCUCCGCCACCAAACCGCCGUGCUGUGGGCAGCAAUUAUGAUGAUGGAACAGCCGUUUGGGGUAAUCCUCAAAGACAGGGUAAAGUUUCACACUGGAAGGAUAUGCCAAGUGCUAAGCCCAUCAUUAAUUCUGCUGGCCCCAUGGUAGGUGCUAAUGGCAUGCUGCCAAAUAUGAGUAAUAUGCCACCCUCUGGCCCAGGAAUGAUCAGAAUACCUGGUAGUAACAAAGUGGACGCCACAUGGAAGCAACAACCGUCGCUCGGUCGCAAUUCAAACUGGCAAGACAUGCCUCCUCAUAGAGACUCUCCUAACAUGUGCAAUUGGAGUGAAGAUGGCAACCAAAUGAAGAAUUAUGGUAACAAUCACGGUGGAUCGUAUGGCAAUAGUUGGAACGACCAGUCUGGCAAUAUGGGUUGGGUAUCAAAACCAAAAUCAAAUGCUGCCAACUGGGCUGAUGGGCAAGUAGAUACCAGCUCUUGGCUCGGACCUGCUAAGCAGAGGACGGAACCCAUGUGGUCUUCAGAAAAUGAUUCAAAGAAGGAUGUGGUUGGAAAUCGCCCAAUCAGUGAUCAUCUUAGCCAAAAAAUUAAGGGUGGUAAACCGUUGUGUAAAGACAUAGUUCAUGCCAGCAAAGCUUUCCGUCUCUUAUCAGAACUUGGAUAUAGAAAGGAAGAUGUAGAAAAUGCUCGGAACUACAAGCGUUGGGUCAAGCUGCUAUGGAUUUGGAUAAUAUUGCUGGUGGUAGAAAGCUGAGAGGAAAUAACAUGUAUGAUGAUGUUCCCAUGCCUGACCAUAACAUUGACUCUUUCAAUCCUGAUAAUCUUCACGGCCCCAACAAUUUCCAAAGUGCUAUUAACUUCCCAGGAAUGGGACAUAACUUCAAGCAACCACCACCCAAAGGUCCCAACAAUAACCUAAUAAAUUCUGCCUUGAAUGGGCAGCAAUUGCAAUCUGGUAAUAUAUCUCCUGCUAUACUCCAAAAACUUCUUCAGCAACAGCAGCAGCAGCAACAAUCUCUUCAAAUGCUAAACUUAAAUAACAUUCAGGGAUUUGGCAAUUCCAAAUUCAACAAUAAUGCUCAACUUCGACAUUUGUGCCAGCAGAUACAAAUGGCUGUUUCUGCUGGUCAUUUGAAUGCUCAGAUACUUAAUCAACCAUUGUCUCCACAAACACUGCAACUCCUUUAUCAGUUAUUGCAGCAAAUCAAAGCCCUUGCAGGAUUACAAAAUCAGCUUCUUCAAGCAACCUCUCAUGGCUCAAAACAGGGUAACAACAAUGCAGCAGUUCUUCAAAUAAAUGUUCACAUUGCUCAAACUAAAUCUAGAAUUGCCACCCUUCAAAAUCAAAUAUGUGUUCAUCAAGCACAAUUCAUGAAACAACAGCUUGCUCAACAGCAGCCAAAUCUCACCCCUCACCACGGCACUCAAUCCUCCAUGGACAUUUUCAAACCGAAUGUCGAUCCCAUGUCCGGAUUACAGGCUGACUUUCGGGAUAUUUCAAUCAAAGACAUGUCACACCAAAAUCACCAAUCCAGACUCAAUCAGUGGAAACUCUCCUCCCUGGAAAAAGACGAAAAUCAAAUGAUAGAUCCCCUCGGAAACUCCGGGGAUUUCAGCCGGGCUCCCGGGCCCAUCACCUCUAAGCAAGGAACCAACUCUGGCUCGUUGAUGCAUCCACUUCUAGAACAGCCAGACAACACUUGGUCCGGACUGGGAGGUCGUGGUGAGUCCAGCUGGCCAGAUCCCGCCUCGUCGUCCGACAGCACGAACGUCCCUAACUCCACUUCCCUGUCUACAUUAGGCUCUGGACAAACUGCUGAAAACAAAGACGGUUCUCACUCAGCGACUGUUUCCACAUCCACCACCAAUUCUUCCACGUACAACCUUACUGACUUGGUUCCAGAGUUUGAACCUGGGAAGCCCUGGAAGGGUACUCAGCUGAAGAAUAUUGAAGAUGACCCACAUAUUACUCCUGGCAGCAUUGCAAGAUCCCCUCUAUCCGUCAACAACAUCAAAGAAUCCAAUUUGUUUUGGCCUCCUAAAUCUAGUCCAGCCAAUAGUGACGGUGUGGGGAAUUUACCUACUAACACAUGGAUGUACAGUGCUCCUCCAGUUGGCACUCCUAAUAGCUCAAGUGCAAAUUUGAAACCUGGAAAUGGUAAGUCGAGCUGGAGCUCUGAAAUUGGAACAACUAAUGACUUAUGGGGAUCAAUGCCAAAUAAAAAUUCUCGUAAUUCUGCUCCACAAGGGAUAUCCAAUCCAGGUUGGGAACGCCAGUAUAACUCAACAUUUUUGCUAUUGAGAAAUUUGACUCCUCAGAUUGAUGGCUCUACCUUAAAAACUCUCUGCAUGCAGCAUGGUCCAUUGCAGAUGUUUCAUUUGUUCUUGAACCGUGGAGUCGCUCUCGUUCGCUAUUCAUCUAGAGAAGAAGCAACCAAAGCUCAGUCUGCUCUCAACAACUGCGUCCUCGGCAACACUACCAUGCUUGCCGAUAUUCCGAAUGAAUCCGAAAUACAACAGUACCUCCAAGUGGCUUCUGGUCAAAGUAGCGGUGGUGGCGCUGGAGGCAAUUCAUGGCCACCCUCUCAGAGUAACAGUGGAUCAUCUAGUUAUCAGAGCAGCGGUGGCAGCUCCAACACUUAUUACGGCAAUUCCAACAACGGAAGCAGUGGCGGCAAUUGGAAUUCGAAUGCCCCAACCUCUCAACUCUGGUCAUUUUCUAACUCGAGCCUCUGGGGAUCAUCUCAGUCGAGCAACGAUCACGAUGCAAGUACAAAUCCUAUUAACUCCUAUCUGCCGAACGACUUGUUAGGUGGCGAGCCCAUGUAAAUGCUCAUUCACAGCUGAAAAGACUCUUCAGGGAGUAGAAUGUGAAUCGGACAACUGUGGGCUCUCGUACCUGCAGUCUUUUGUUUAAUGUGAUAUGAACUUUUAAGUGUUGCACUGGCCAUGUUAACUUCUUCCAGUAUGUGUAAUUGUCAACAUGAACUUAUGAUUGCAUAUGCUAGAGUGUGAUAUUUUCUCCCUUGGCUUAUGCAACACUGUAUUACUUCUUUUUCUUUUAGUUUUUCUCUUUUUUUUUCUUGAUCAUUGAAAACUGCCUAAAAACGAGCAAUUCAAUGCUCCCUUUACAAUCAUAGAAUAAUACUGACGAGAGAGCAAAUCAAAUGAUUAUUAAAGUAUUGAAAAACUGUCUCCAGUUUUUUAAGUGCCACAGGAGAAAAGCCUUAAGUAAAUUCUGCCAUAUCAGUUGGUUUUGGUGGAUUAUCGAAAUAUAUUUAAGAUGAGGAUUUGUGACGCGGGGCCGGCCAUUCAAACAAGAACGUUUUCCGAGUAUGGCCAGCUCCGAAUAAUUGAUUCCGCCACUUUUAAGAUUUGGACUGGAAUAUUGUAUGAUAUAUUUAAUUUUUUUUUUUGUUUCCAUUGAGAAAAAAAAAGUUUAUUUGAGAUUUAUGUAUCUUGUCAAUUUGUUGCUGUAUUUAAAUGUUAAUUUGUGCUAUUUUAUUCAGUAGAGAGCCUGAUUUCUUUUUUUUGUUAUUAAAGAAAAGGGUGUAUACUAUUAUAAUAUAUUAUAUUAAUAUUUUGAGAAAUGGUGUAAAAAUGAGUUAAGUUUGUGGUGUUUCUCUUAUGUAUUGUGUUUGGUAAGUCUUUCUGAAAAAAUUGAUUGCAUUUUUAACUUGUCGAAGUACAUAUUUGUUGAUUUUAGCUCCUAAUUUUUUCUUCUUUUUAUAAUGGGAGGGCGUCGUUUUCCAACUCUCGAGCCAAAAUGUUUUUUUCUUUCUCUUUUAUUUUUUACCUCCGGUUAAUCAAAAUCAAAUGUGCUUUUUUAAUCCCCCAUGUUCCAUUGAAUGCACUUAAGAGUUGGAAGCGUCCUUCACAGUUGAAUGUGUGCAAAAAUAAAAAUCAUUUUGUGUGUAUAUAUAUCUUAGUGAGAGAAUCCACUUGAAAAAAAAAAUGUGUGAUAAUUAAUAGUACAUGUAUCUGUUUUACUGAAAAUAACAAAGUAAAUAUAAAUAUCAAAUAGAGUUUUUUGGGAAAGGUGCUUUUUCCCAACGAGUCAACAGAAAAAUGUGAUCAGUGAUAUUUAAAAAGAAUUUAAAUCUAAAGUGCAUAUGAUGUAGUUGUAUACUUGGUGCUAAUGCUGGUAAACGACGUUUCGCCUAUAGAGUGCAACACCAAACAAUGGCCUUUUUCGUAAGAAAAAAAAACUCCUUUUUCUGCACUCUUGUGGCAAUCGUCAUUUACCGCCCCAUCAGCACUUUAUAGUUUGCCAAAGUUCACCUUUUAAUGAUCAAAUCAGAGAGCUUGCAGCAGAAUAUUUUAUCCUUUUUCCCCCCAACCCCUGUAUGGAAGCUGUAUAUAAAUAUUUUAUUGUGAAAUAAGUACUAAAUAAAAACUUCCAAAUUGCUAAAUUUGCGUUGUUCGAGUCGGUGGUUCUCAAAACGGGUAAGCCUACUCCUUCGUCGGGACUACGCUGUUACUAGGAUCGAGCCUAAUUUCUUUCCCCCACCCCCACAUUCCAGUGAAUUGAAAUUAUGGAAGCAGGGAUCAAGAGAAGCAUUUUUAAUGUAUUUAUGAUAAUGUGCAAUGGGCGUCUGCAUACCUAGAACAUUUUGAGAACCACACAUCUUAAUUCGGCCGUUCUGAUGGUAUGUAACCCCCGGUGAAUAGUCAAGUGAUAUUCUUCUUUUUUUAAAAAAAAAAAAAAAUUCUAGCAAUUUCUUGUGAUGUGUUUUAUCCUUUAUGUGUGACUGUGUGUGUGAGACUUAAUGUGUUGCAUUCUUUCCAAAUUAUAUAUAUAUUUAAUGGCCAUCAUGUUUAUUGUUCAAGGGUGUUAUGUUUUUGUUCAAUGUACCCACUCUGCUCAGAUGUUCUCUUCCCGUACCCUCCCCCUCUUCUUCACAAUUAAAGAAAACAACAAAAAAAAGUUAGCUUUUGUGAAACAUAUCAGCCUAUUUGUAAAUGAAUGUUUGGUUUCACCAUCUCUUCCCACCUCCAAACAAGACAUAGCCUUGACAGUGCCCUAGCCAAUCGUAUUUUAGACUUGUAUACUCAUUUUUUUUUUAAAUGAACUUUUAUUUUCUCUUCAUUUUUAAAUCAUCUACUGAACAUUGUUUUUGGAACAAACUCUCUCUCUCUCUCUCUUAGUGUACUUAAAAGUCAUUUGCAGUUUGGCAAAAGGGCUAGAAGGUUGCCACAACUUUUUCCCCUCGUGCCUCUCUGAAGCUUCAAGUUCUGGACCAAGCGGGUAUCAAAGCGAGCCUGCGACGGUUCUGUAGGCCCAAAGAUUAUCAUCCUGUGCCAUUUUAAGUGAUGAAUAUAUAUAUUAUAUACAUGCAUAUAUAUAUAUGAAACCUUAUUUAAUCAAAAGAAAAAAAAAGUUUGCUUUCCAUGCACAAAUGAAAGAAAAGAGGCUAAAGCAAACCAAUGGCCCAUCGUCGGCCAGAUUCGAGUCGUACUCAUCCAUCCUUUGUGUUAGUCUUGCGAGUUUUACAGCGAGCAAAAUUUAACUUACAUCAUUGCCUUACAGCAGAAGAAAUUUGCUUUGCUUCCCAACUGCUAAUAAACAAAAAAUAAACAAAAAAAUAAAAUAAAAAAAAAUUAACCUGUACAUAUGUAAAUGUUAAUGUAUGUGUUCUCUUGUGCUGUUCUUUGGUGGAAAGGGACAGCGAUUUGUAGGCAAGUUCUACCGUCCACGCUUCACCAUAUCUCUGGAAAGAAAAGAAAAAAAGUUUUAAGUUCCCGGUCAUCCGUCGUCGCAUUGUGGUGCUAGGUCACGACCAGCAUUCCGUUCUGACGUUCCUCCCUUCUGAUAAAAAGAAAAAUUCAUUUGCUUAUGUAGAAAGAAAAACAAAAGUGAUUACCAAAGAGCUGGACAGCAUUUAAUUGACAUUUUGAAAUGGGCUUUUACAUCGUGUUAUUCAAAAUAGAUAUAGUUAUUUGUAGCAAUCACUUUUUGUACUGGUCUCACUUUUUCUAUACCUUAUUUUCCUUCUUUAACUAAAAUCUGAUUAUUCAUACCUGCCGACAUCUGUUACCGUCACAAUUAUUUAUAAUUCUUAAAUGCAAAAGAUACCAAAUAUAAGAUUUAGAGGCCUAAAAUAUAUUUGACAUCUUUAUUAUGUGUUUUACAAAUUAAAAAGUAAACUGAAAAAUAGGUGACACUGUUUCCUGUUUGAUUAAUAAGGUAGCGAUCAUUUUCCACUUUGAAUUAAUCUGCUAAUUUUAAUCGAUAAUUAAUUAGUUUUCUAAUUUCAAUUUUAUUAUGUGUAGAUCUCAUUGAUUUAUAAUGCAAUAAAACUUUCUUUUAAAAAUACUUAUAUUGAUCUUAUCCCAAAAAUUUUGAUGUACUUGAAAAAUAACAUUUAUUUUAUAUUCAUUGCACUAGUUAUACUUAAUAAUAUAAAGCAUUUUUUCAGUAUUAUUUAUCAUAUUUAGUGUAUUCACCAGGUCAGUUAAUAUUUAUUUUAACGUUUAAAACGAUGACUGAUUCUUUCAAAAAUGUUUAAAUUUUUAAUAGUUCAUAGAUGUUGGCAGAUUAUUUUUUAUUUCAGUCUUUUGUUUAUUAAGUUCACUAAUUGAUAAAUCAAUUUCUUAUUUUUGAAAACUUUUUUUUUUAUCAACAAUCUUUAGGGAAGCAAAAAUGGACCAAGUUUCCCCUUAUAAUUCUUGUUUUUAAUAAUUUUUUGUAUUUUAAUUAGAAUUUUUAUAUGUGCUAUUAUUGAAAAGUUGUAAUUCAUACAGUACUCUAUUCCGACGCAAUCGUGAAGGAGCCUAUUCCAAUAUCUACUGGUUUAUGCAUAUUGUAUUUGUCAAGAACUUAUAAUAUUGCCUAAGUGGCAAGUUCCGUGUCAGUUAUUUAACACUGAAACUUCUCAUGCAUGUAAAUCACUUUUUUUUUUCAAAGGGAAAAAAUAUAUUUUGCAGUUGCAUUAAUCCUUAAUGAUGAAUUUGUCACAGUAAAAGUAAUGGGCAAUAUAUUUUAAAUGAUAGGUUUAGUUUUUUCCCUUAUUGUAAACGUAUAUAUUUUUAUGUGAAUCAUCCAUUGAGCAAGCUACUACAUUUCUGCUAUAUAAAAAAUUUAAAAAAAACCAUAAAAGGUAUUAAACUCUAUUUUUUUACAAGUAUGAAGCUCAGAAAAUGCAUUUCUCACUUUCCAAGUAUUUCUAAUUGAAUUCAAACUGCCGAUUUAUCAUCGUAUUUAUCAACUGUGACUAUGCAUCAGUCUUUUUUUUUAUUUUGCAAAAAAAAAAGAACUUAAGCAUGAUUUUGAAAAUCUACAUAAUUGUGAUAAUCAUGAAUUUUUUUAUGCAAAUUUCCAAUUCUUGUAUGUUAAUUUGCAAUUCUUUGAAAAUGUUUCUAAAAAUAGUGAUGCUUAUGCUUUGUGUCCUAUGUUAUGCAACUAAUACUCAUUUUAGGUAAUGUAUUAGCAUAUUGUUUUCAUUACCGAGUAUUUUGAUUGUAAAAUUAAAUGAAAUAUUUCCUGUGCCACGUAUAUAUUCUGUAUUUAUUAGCUAUUUUUUGGCAGCUGUAAAUAUGAUGUAAAAUACUGCUUUGAAUUAAUUUAUUGCUUGUUACUAGGGUAAACAUAUGCAAUAAGGCAUAUGCAUUAAACCAAUUGAAAGCACAAAAUAAUUUUAAAAUAACUAUACGAUUUUUAAAAUGCAUUCACUUAAUAUGAUUUUUAACUAUUUUCAUAUCAAGUGUAGUUUUGUUUUUUAAAUAAAAUUGCCAUCAAAUUUUUUUUAACUUAUUUUAUGAAUAAAAUUUUUAGAGCUUUGUGACUUAAAUCUUUGAGCUUUUUAUUUGUAAUUAGGAAAUUCAAUAUUGGUGUGGGGUUUAAUGAAGGAAUUUUAUUUAAAAUUAAUUGAAUAUUCUUUUUCUAAAAUUCCUAGGUUCAUAUGAUUUUGAUCAAAAGUUUCGAUGUAAAAUUAUUUAUUUAUUUUUUAGUAAAUACCCGGAAUUAUCAUGAAUGUUAAAGUGUGAAGGAUUUUUUUUGUAAAGGCAAUUUGAUAUUAAAUUGAUACAAUUUUACGAAAUCUGAUAUUUUAUUUAUAAAGAAUAUAUUUGGUGUAUUAUUUCAGUUAUUAUAUUCAUUUCCCAAUAGCAGGACUGUUAUUGUUUUCAUUUGCUAAUAGGAUAGGAUAAAUCAGCUUUUAAAAUAUAGUUUGUACAAUUUGUGUCUGAAAAAAGUAGAAAACUAUGUGUCUGACGACCCAGGACAAGAACAUAGAUAAAAUUGGCUAUUUGGAACUGUGCCGAAUUUUCAAUUUAUUAAAAAGUGUAAUAUGUCAAUACAUUUGCAUAAUUGUUAGUGUGUAUGUUUACCUUAGUGAUACUGGUGUAGUGAUUUCUUUCAAAAACUUGUCAUCAUAGCAGUUUGUACUAGAGCUUAACGCACAUCUAACUAGUGAGUGGACAACCAGUGACCAUUCCAACCACUCACUGGGCAAUAACUAUUUGAAAUUCUUAUCUUUAUUAAACUGGUUUUUAAUUUAAUGAAAUUGAAUGGGUUGUUUUUAUUUUCUGAGGACAAAAACGAAAAAAAAAAUUUAGUGGGUCUCAAAUUCACUCGAGCUUAAAAGAAAAAUAAAAAGUUUACAAUUUCUGAACAAAAUCUUAUUUCAUGCCUAAAACUAAGAUGAAAUGCCUCUUUGAUUUUGUAAACUUGAUCGACUAGUCAGAAUUGUGACUCUCGGAUAUUUCGGUAUUUUUUAUACUGUAAUUCGUAUUAACAAUAAUCCAGUGGAUGUAGCUGCAAUAUACGACUCAAUAUUCCAUUGUAUUGCUCAGAAUAGCAUAACUCCAUUUGGGACUACCUAAACAUGCUUCAAUGUUUGUAGUUGUGAGACGUAAUAUUGACAAAAGGGGUGCCAGGUCUAGUUUAUUUUCCUUGCAAAUAGAUUCGUACACUUACUUAAAAAUCCUUUAAAAAGUUUAAAUUAAAAAAAAAAAAAAAAAAAACUUUUUUAAGGCCCUUAAAAAGUGCAUAUUUUAUUAUUUUUUGAAUCUUUCAUUGUUUUUUUGGAUGCUUUGCCAUUUUUAGAAUGUUUAAAUUUGGUACCCAAUUUUUCCAGGAUUUUAACAUCGUAGAUCCAGGAUUCUUAUUUUUAACAUCGUAGAAAAAAAGUUGAUGCUAACAAUUUAGGAUUCUUUUUUUUUCCUAUCUGUUUCUUUUAUUCUGAAUUUUAUAAAAGAAUUUGAUAUAGUGUUUCUUUUAUGUGUAAUUCAGGGAUUUGAUUUGUAAUUUAUUUUAAGCCACUGGUUAUAUUUAUAAAUUAAUUUUAUUUGAAAAUAACUAAUUAGUUUGAAUGUUCUUAAAGUAAACAAUUUUUGUUCAUUUCAAUCCAUUAAAAAUCUAUUCAAAAGCGUUUUUUUUUAUUUAUUAAAUUUAUUAUAGCUAUUUCCUUCUUGAUUUUUUAACAUCUAUUGGCUAACUACGGAGAAAUUGUUCUGAUUUAAUUGCAGAAUAUAUGAAAAUUUGUACGCAAAAAAUAAAGGAAAUUUGAUAUAAUGUUUUUCCCUCGCCUAUGCCUUAAGUUAAAAAGGUGCUCACGAAAUUAUAUUAGGUUAAAGUCUGCUGGCAUCCCUUGAACAUCAUUUGGCAAUGUUGAUUUUAAUCCUAUAGCGAUGAUCUCUUGCCUUAUCUCAUUUUAGGAAUAGGUGUUGUGCCAAAAUGCUUAAUUAUAAAUUCAUGGAGCCUUAUCUCAACACUGUGCGCUAAUCGAAUGUGAGAAUAAAUUAUAAGCAGUAUUUUUAUUCAGUUCCCUUUUUCGCUUCUCACUUUUUUGCCUUUAAUGUGAUAGAUUCACUGGUGAACUUAUGUGAUAGAAAUGACUCUCCCUAACUCCUUGCUUUUUAUUUUUAAAGCUUACAAAGCAGUGUAUAUAUAUGUGUGACUACCAUAUGUGCAGAAAUUCAUCUCAUUAGUAUCCAUAUUCACACAUGACGUAAUUCCUAUGAGUUUGAGACCCGUGUCUUUUUCCUAAUCAAAAGGUGGAUGUUCCGAAGGGCUGCUCAAAAUUUUUUCACAAUCUUGUAGUAUUUUUUAUGAAACAACUUGGCUUUCACUUAGUAAUAAAUAAGCAGCGUUUCCCAAAUUGGGUUUUGCGGACACCUUUGAAAAUUUGAAUUGCUUGUUGUGAUGCCAUUUCAAAAUGCCAAAACUUCUGUGAAUUCCUCUAAUUGUAUUAAAAUGAAAUGUGUCUUGUAUAUAAAUAGAUGUUCCUUUUUCAUUCAUUUAGUAUUUUUUAGCACUUAUGUUGUUAUGAAUUAUUCUGUGUAAAGUUGCUCACUUUAAGGAACUUUGUAUAUAAUGCUGCAGUAUUUAUUUCAAUGUUAAUGCAUCUUUCACAAAAAGCAUGAAAUCAAUUUCAUAGGGAGCAGAUUUAAUUUUGAAAAGGAAUUAAUCUUUUUUUAUAUAUAUAUAUUGGUUUUAAGAGUAGCUGUUUUUUGUUUAAAAUAUUUAUUACUUUUCUUCAUAUUUUUUCCUUUUUCUUAAAGCUCAUUACAUUUGAAGGAAAGAAUAUGCGUAAAUCAUUGUUUAUCGAAGUGUCAAUCUAGUUUCUCUGUCACAAAAUGUGGAUAUAAAAACUAGUGUUUUGUUUAUUUAAGAAGUAUCUUGUAUCGAAAUCUUAAAUAUUGUUUAGUUUAAAAUUUUUCUGUUUCGUUUUAUUUGCAAUACCACUUGUUAUAAUAGUUUACUUUUCCUGGCUGUUUAAAUUUACUAUUGUAAAUAAUAAUAAAAGAUUAAAUGCUUAAAGAAGCUGAUUAUCAUUUCAUUAGAUAUCUGAUUUUAAAAAAAAAUUAAGCAAUGGAAUUAAGAUGUUCUUCCACUGUUAUAAAAAAAAGGGGGGGAAACUAAUUCCACAGGAAUAGGAGUUACAAAUUGUACCUGAUAUUAAUUAUUAAACAUGACAACUUAUUACUUAAAAUUUGUUUAAGAUUUAUAUGUAAAUGGUAUAUGAAAUCUGUUAUAUAAAUAUAUAUAUAUCAUAUUAUUAGACCAAAUGUGUUCCUUUUUCGCAACUGUGUGCUAUUAAGUUCUGGCAUUAGUGGGGUUUUUUUGUGCAUUCCUUAAUUUUUACUGUGUGUUAUGACUUAAUUAUGGUUUUCAUUGUAGAUUCAAUGAAUAUUUGGGAUAAAGGGUCCGCAGGUGAUAAUAGUUUGAGAAACGCUGGAAUUGUUUUGAAUACUUACAGGUGGCUGUGUUCAUAAUCUCAAAGUCUUUUUUAUCUGGCAUUUUAUUUAUACUUGUUUGUUUUGCUGUGUAAAUUAUUUUACAGAAGAAAUUAUUCGUCAAUCUGUGUCUUAACAUUUCCAAAGAACUACCAAAUUCAUUUUCAUUGUUUUAUACUUAUUAAAUCAUAUCAUUGCGUGAAAAUCUUUUUUUUUCUUCUUUUUUUUUGGCAUUGUAUACUUUUAGUAUUAAUUUUGUUUUGUAAUGGACGGAUUAUAUCUAGUGCAAUUACUUUAUAUGUAUAUUUAUAUCAAUAUGCUCAUGAAAGAUUAUAUAAAUAAUAUUGUGCCAAACUAAUGAAUGUAAACAAAACCCAUUUUGUUUCACGUUAAUUAUUGCCAUUUUAUCAAAAUUCUACCCUUAUUACUUAAAACGUGCAUUUCUCAGCCCUUAAAGAUAACCGGCAGUAGCUAUCUCAACAUUUUUUGAACUUCUGUUGUGCGUGAGAUAGUUGCCUUUCAUUGCAUUUUUCUCUCUGCCGGCCUAGUCAAAAACAUAAAAAGUAAGUAAUCAAAGAUUUCCAGAGCUUCACUCUGGUUAGUUCCGCUGAGAUUUUCACACUGACCGGUGGUCGUUAGUGGGUUUAGAUUUUGAAAAACAAAAAUGUGCCUUCUUAAUCUUUCAACAAAAAUAUAUAUAUAUAUAUAUCUAUAUGACGCAACGAGCCCGCUUUGAGAUUGGAACUAGCGAAAUAACAUUUUCCUUGUGGUUCUGAAUAUGUAUUGUCCUUUUUUCUACGACAAUUCAGUAGCUUUUCUGAUUGUCCUAAAAAAAGAAAAAUUAUGAUGUUGAGUUUAUGCAUUCUAUAAAUAAAAUUUAAAAAAAAAAAUCAUAAUGAGUGAUUUCUUUUGGGAGAAAUCAGAACCACUUGGAACGUCGAAUGCAAAACUGGUCCAAUAAAAUCGCCAUCAUCGGCUUAGCCGAAAUCGUCUAUGCACACUUUUCCAGAUGUGGAAGCACGUUUGUUAGUGCCACACUUUCCAAGCUUUGACCAAAUGCAUUCUGUUUUUAUUUAAAAUUAUGACACAGUGUACGGAGACCCCAAUUCUUAUGCUUUUAUUCACAAUACAUGUGCAUAUUGUUCCUGGAUUAUAAAACAUGCGCUCUUGAUUGUACAGGUAAAAAUUUUUGUGUAUUGAUGUUAUGUAAAACAUUGUAAGCAGUAGUAAUUGUAAAUGAGUGUGGUUGUUUUCUGUUGCUCAGGGGUAUCUAAUAAUAUGUGAUCUGAAGUUGUUUUGAGCAUUAUUAGAUUAAAUUGUUCCUUUAUUAUUAUUAUUAUAAAAAAAAAAAAACUAAGUGUCGUGUAGUACUAGUUUUAGAGAUGUUAUUUACGGAGCAUGGAUCUUCUAAGUGGCCUGCUUAUGUUAACCCAUGUCCCUGACUAAUUGCUCGGUGCAAGAUUCAAAUAUAAAUACACUGCCACCAUUGCAUCCCUUUUGUGGCGAUUUUUCUUUCUUUUUAGUUCUUCCACCUAGCAAUUACUUGGGAGUGAUCUUGAAUGAUUGUUCUAAAGCCAUUUUGUGGCUUUCAUUUAUGAAAAGAUAGUGCAACGGUUUUAUAUGUAUUCAAUUUAAUAUGUAUAAGGCUGGCCUUGUAAUUUUUGCUCAGAUAUGUAUAAGACAGUGAUUUUCGUGUUACCACCUGUGCAAACACAUUGUUCCUUUUAAAUAAGAUAUAUUCCUGCUUUAUUAUAUAUAUAACAAAAAACAACAAACAUAAUUGACCAAGAAACCAUUGUUGCCACUAAAGUCAACAUACGUUUAUAAGUGUGUAUCAUAACUUUUCUUGCUGGUUUGUAUUUCAAAGUGUAAGAUAACUUGUAGAAUAUGAAAAAUAAAAAAAAGUGUGUAAUGUUUUCUCUUGACAACAACAUGGUUGCAAAUCAGUAUAUAUUUCAUGAUCUGAUCGUCCCUGUGAUUUGUGCACUUAGCAACCACCAGGGUACAAAAAGAAGGGCGCCUCAUCUGAGAAGCAUGCAUCUGAAUUAUGAAAAAAAAGAGAAGGGAAGAGAGAUCAUCCCAGUUUUUUCUUCCCUCUUAAAACGAGCUCUUUUGAGAAAGAAAAGAAGAAAAAAAAAUAUACAUAAAUGAUGAUAAAUAAAACAAAUCUUUUGUGAUAAGUUGGGAAGUACACAUUCCUUCCUCUCUCUCUCGCGUUGCUGUGUCAAAUGCACAUAUUUUGAGGCCUUCACAAUCAAUUCUUGGAUAUCUCUCUUCGCUUCUCACGUUGAGAAUACUUAUGUGAUGUUAGCUGAUUUUUUGUACUGUACUGGGGGUAACUUUCAGCAUUAAAAAGUAUUGUGUAAUCUGUA